Messenger RNA from Knipowitschia caucasica, 2925 nucleotides. The record is from the annotation of a GenBank genome assembly. Lineage: Eukaryota; Metazoa; Chordata; Actinopteri; Gobiiformes; Gobiidae.
AUGCCCAGUAUCACUGCAGACGUCAGGUAUCGCUGCAGACGUCAGGUGUCACUGACUGCAGACGUCAGGUAUCACUGCAGACGUCAGGUAUCACUGACUGCAGACGUCAGGUAUCACCGCAGACGUCAGGUAUCACUGCAAACGUCAGGUAUCACCGCAAACGUCAGACGUCAGGUAUCACUGCAGACGUCAGGUAUCACCGCAGACGUUAAGUAUCACUGCAGACGUCAGGUAUCACUGCAGACGUCAGGUAUCACUGCAAACGUCAAGUAUCACCGCAAACGUCAAGUAUCACCGCAGACGUUAAGUAUCACCGCAGACGUUAAGUAUCACUGCAGACGUCAGGUAUCACUGCAAACGUCAGGUAUCACUGCAGACGUCAGGUAUCACCGCAGACGUCAGGUAUCACUGCAAACGUCAGGUAUCACCGCAAACGUCAGACGUCAGGUAUCACUGCAGACGUCAGGUAUCACUGCAGACGUCAGGUAUCACUGUAGACGUCAGGUAUCACUGCAGACGUCAGGUAUCACUGCAGACGUCAGGUAUCACUGUAGACGUCAGGUAUCACCGCAGACGCAGGUAUCACUGCAGACGUCAGGUAUCACCGCAGACGUUAAGUAUCACUGCAGACGUCAGGUACCACUGCAGACGUCAGGUAUCACCGCAGACGUCAGGUAUCGCCGCAGACGUCAGGUAUCGCCGCAGACGUCAGGUAUCGCCGCAGACGUCAGGUAUCGCCGCAGACGUCAGGUAUCGCCGCAGACGUCAGGUAUCGCCGCAGACGUCAGGUAUCGCCGCAGACGUCAGGUAUCGCCGCAGACGUCAGGUAUCACUGCAAACGUCAGGUAUCGCUGCAGACGUCAGGUAUUGCCGCAGACGUCAGGUAUCGCCGCAGACGUCAGGUAUCGCCGCAGACGUCAGGUAUCACUGCAGACGUCAGGUAUCACUGACUGCAGACGUCAGGUAUCACCGCAGACGUCAGGUAUCACUGCAGACGUCAGGUAUCACUGCAGACGUCAGGUAUCACUGCAGACGUCAGGUAUCACUGCAGACGUCAGGUAUCACUGCAGACGUCAGGUAUCACUGCAGACGUCAGGUAUCACUGCAGACGUCAGGUAUCACUGCAGACGUCAGGUAUCACUGCAAACGUCAGGUAUCGCUGCAGACGUCAGGUAUCACUGCAGACGUCAGGUAUCACCGCAGACGUUAAGUAUCACUGCAGACGUUAAGUAUCACUGCAGACGUCAGGUACCACUGCAGACGUCAGGUAUCACUGCAGACGUCAGGUAUCACUGCAGACGUCAGGUAUCACUGCAGACAUCAGGUAUCACUGCAGAAGUCAGGUAUCACUGUAGACGUCAGGUAUCACCGCAGACGUCAGGUAUCGCCGCAGACGUCAGGUAUCGCCGCAGACGUCAGGUAUCGCCGCAGACGUCAGGUAUCGCCACAGACGUCAGGUAUCGCCGCAGACGUCAGGUAUCGCCACAGACGUCAGGUAUCGCCGCAGACGUCAGGUAUCGCCGCAGACGUCAGGUAUCGCCGCAGACGUCAGGUAUCGCCGCAGACGUCAGGUAUCGCCGCAGACGUCAGGUAUCACUGCAAACGUCAGGUAUCGCUGCAGACGUCAGGUAUUGCCGCAGACGUCAGGUAUCGCCGCAGACGUCAGGUAUCGCCGCAGACGUCAGGUAUCACUGCAGACGUCAGGUAUCACUGACUGCAGACGUCAGGUAUCACCGCAGACGUCAGGUAUCACUGCAGACGUCAGGUAUCACUGCAGACGUCAGGUAUCACUGCAGACGUCAGGUAUCACUGCAGACGUCAGGUAUCACUGCAGACGUCAGGUAUCACUGCAGACGUCAGGUAUCACUGCAGACGUCAGGUAUCACUGCAAACGUCAGGUAUCGCUGCAGACGUCAGGUAUCACUGCAGACGUCAGGUAUCACCGCAGACGUCAGGUAUCGCCGCAGACGUCAGGUAUCGCCGCAGACGUCAGGUAUCGCCGCAGACGUCAGGUAUCGCCACAGACGUCAGGUAUCGCCGCAGACGUCAGGUAUCGCCGCAGACGUCAGGUAUCGCCGCAGACGUCAGGUAUCGCCGCAGACGUCAGGUAUCACUGCAAACGUCAGGUAUCGCUGCAGACGUCAGGUAUCGCCGCAGACGUCAGGUAUCGCCGCAGACGUCAGGUAUCGCCGCAGACGUCAGGUAUCACUGCAGACGUCAGGUAUCACUGACUGCAGACGUCAGGUAUCACCGCAGACGUCAGGUAUCACUGCAGACGUCAGGUAUCACUGCAGACGUCAGGUAUCACUGCAGACGUCAGGUAUCACUGCAGACGUCAGGUAUCACUGCAGACGUCAGGUAUCACUGCAGACGUCAGGUGUCACUGCAAACGUCAGGUAUCGCUGCAGACGUCAGGUAUCGCCGCAGACGUCAGGUAUCGCCGCAGACGUCAGGUAUCGCCGCAGACGUCAGGUAUCACUGCAGACGUCAGGUAUCGCCGCAGACGUCAGGUAUCACUGCAGACGUCAGGUAUCACUGCAGACGUCAGGUAUCACUGCAGACGUCAGGUAUCACUGCAGACGUCAGGUAUCACUGCAGACGUCAGGUAUCACCGUAGACGUCAGGUAUCACUGUAGACGUCAGGUAUCACCGCAGACGUCAGGUAUCACCGCAGACGUCAGGUAUCACCGCAGACGUCAGGUAUCACCGCAGACGUCAGGUAUCACCGCAGACGUCAGGUAUCACCGCAGACGUCAGGUAUCACCGCAGACGUCAGGUAUCACUGUAGACGUCAGGUAUCACUGCAGACGUCAGGUAUCACCGCAGACGUCAGGUAUCACUGCAGACGUCAGGAAUCACUGCAGACGUCAGGUAUCACUGACUGCAGACGUCAGGUAUCACCGCAGACGUCAGGUAUCACUGUAG